CUGAGUGAACCCAUUUUUUGAUAAAUUUCUUCUCCAAUUAUCCCAUUUCUAACUUCUGUUUCUUCAACUCUAUCUUCUUCGCCAAACUUGUCAACAAUUGCACUCAUGAUCUGAUUCAAUCUUUUACUAUUUUCAUCUUCAUCAUAUUGUGCCAUUUGCAAUUACCGCAAGAUGUUACCAAACUUUAAAAUUAUUUACCAAUGUUCAUAUGCUUCUUUUCUUUAUAGUAAUGUAAGAGUGUUGAGUGUUGCGCUCUCAAAUAAUUUUGAGUCUCUGUUGGUAGACAAAUGAAGAGGCAAUGGUACCAAACCUGACUUCCAAUGGCUGCAACCGGAGCAUUAUACCUGAAGAAUUAAAUGCUCUACCAAAUCUAAGGUUCCUUCGUGUUAAAGGCAUUGAUUUUUCUGGCGACUUUGAGAAUCUUGUUUCGAAGUUAUGUUGGCUUUCUUGGAAAGUGACACAUAAUAAAUUUUAUGCCAAGAAUUUUCAUUUUGUUAGCUUAGUCGUGCUAGACCUUUCAAGGAGCAAUAUCGAAAAUGACUGGGGUGGAUGGAGCCAAUUCCAGAUGACCAAGAAAUUGAAAGUUCUGGAUUUAACGAGUUGCAUGAAGUUGACGAGUUCACCCGACUUCUCUAACUUCAUGUCUUUGGAGAUCUUAAUACUUGCUGGGUGUGUCAAGUUGAUCACAAUUGACUGCUCCAUCAGUAAGCUUGAGCUCCUGAAAACUUUGAAUAUCAAGGGUUGUCCGCUUCUCCGGAAGCUGCCCGCUCUGCAUUCUUUGACGCAGAUUGUCAGGGACCGAGAUACUCGACUUAUUGAAAGGCUCCAAAUGCGGCAACAAGAGAGGUUCUUACGGCACUCUGGGGGACGGAUAUGUGGAGGAGCACUAGACGCCACGACGGUUCCGCGAGUACGUGCGUGCCUCCAGCUCCUCCGAACCAAAAGAAGGGGAAAAGAAAAAAAGAUGCUUCUGGAGGCACUUGACAAUCUGAAAUUUUGGUCAAAUAUUACAUUAGGAGUGGACCCUGAAAUCAGUCAAAGCUUCCAAAGUCUAUUGAUCCGUUUGUUUCAUGAAAAACGUGAAGUCCGUGAAAAAUAUUCAGGAAGUCCCCAGAGCCCGGUGCACAUGCCCGGGCUUUAGCUCAGGGUCAUAGAACUCGAAA
Messenger RNA from Eucalyptus grandis, 1163 nucleotides. Its product is annotated as disease resistance protein RPP4-like. The record is from RefSeq and is a predicted model, not a curated record. Lineage: Eukaryota; Viridiplantae; Streptophyta; Magnoliopsida; Myrtales; Myrtaceae. The transcript is spliced from 2 exons. Gene Ontology annotation, biological process: defense response. Bases 299 to 1141 code for a protein of 280 amino acids.